Melanaphis sacchari is the source of this 2150-nucleotide messenger RNA. It is a transcript of the gene crn, whose product is annotated as protein crooked neck. Gene Ontology annotation, molecular function: protein binding. The record is from RefSeq and is a predicted model, not a curated record. Bases 74 to 2083 code for a protein of 669 amino acids. Gene Ontology annotation, cellular component: U2-type catalytic step 2 spliceosome; post-mRNA release spliceosomal complex; precatalytic spliceosome. Lineage: Eukaryota; Metazoa; Arthropoda; Insecta; Hemiptera; Aphididae. Gene Ontology annotation, biological process: spliceosomal complex assembly; mRNA splicing, via spliceosome. The transcript is spliced from 13 exons.
UUUAGUGUUUAUUUUGAUUACUUUUUUUUUAUUGUUUGUGUCCCGGGGUUCAGACGCUAAUUUAAAUUCAAAAAUGGAGAAACCACAAAAAAUUCCCAAAGUUGCCAAAGUGAAAAAUAAAGCACCCGCAGAGAUUCAAAUCACUGCUGAACAGCUUUUAAGAGAAGCAAAAGAACGUGAUCUUGAAAUUGUACCACCUCCUCCCAAACAAAAAAUCUCUGAUCCAGUAGAACUAAGAGAUUAUCAACACAGAAAACGCCGUGCUUUUGAGGAUAAUAUAAGAAGAAACCGUACAAAUAUAAGUAAUUGGAUAAAAUAUGCUGCUUGGGAAGAAAGUCAGAAAGAAAUUCAAAGAGCACGAUCAAUUUAUGAAAGAGCACUAGAUACAGAUCACCGAAAUAUAACAUUAUGGCUAAAAUACGCCGAACUAGAAAUGAGACAUCGACAAGUGAUGCAUGCCAGAAAUCUUUGGGAUCGUGCUGUUGUCAUCAUGCCUCGUGCAAAUCAAUUUUGGUACAAAUAUACUUAUAUGGAAGAGAUGUUAGGAAAUGUUGCAGGAGCUAGAGCAGUAUUUGAACGAUGGAUGGAAUGGGAACCACCAGAACAAGCUUGGUUGACUUAUAUAAAAUUUGAAUUACGGUACCAUGAAGUUGAUCGUGCAAGAAAAAUCUAUAAUAAUUUUGUUAUGGUACAUCCAGAUGUUACAAACUGGAUAAGAUAUGCAAGAUUUGAAGAGCAAAAUGGCUUUAUUGUUGGAGCACGAAGUGUAUUCGAAAAAGCAGUUGAAUUUUUUGGUGAUGAUCAUAUCAAUGAAAAUUUGUUUAUUGCAUUUGCAAGAUUUGAAGAACGGCAGAAAGAACAUGAACGUGUGCGAGUAAUUUAUAAAUAUGCUUUGGAUCAUGUCCCUAAAGACAGAUGCCAUGAUAUUUAUAAAGCAUAUACAAUACAUGAAAAAAAAUUUGGUGAUCGGACUGCAAUUGAAAGUGUUAUUAGUAGUAAAAGAAAACUACAAUAUGAACAAGAAGUAAAAGAUAAUCCAACAAAUUAUGAUGCAUGGUUUGAUUACUUAAAAUUAGUCGAAAGUGAAGGAAAUUUAGAAGUCAUUCGAGAUACAUAUGAACGAGCAGUUGCCAAUAUACCCCCUUCAAAUGAAAAGCAUGCAUGGCGUCGAUAUGUUUAUUUGUGGAUAAAUUAUGCUCUGUUUGAAGAACUAGAAGCUGAAGAUGAAGAGCGUACACGUGAUGUUUAUCAGACAUUUAUUUCUACUAUACCUCAUAAAAUAUUUACAUUUUCAAAAGCUUGGUUAUAUUAUGCACAAUUUGAAAUACGACAUAAAAAUUUAACUGCUGCAAGAAAACGAAUGGGUGUUGCAUUAGGUUUAUGUCCCAGAGAUAAACUGUUUAGAGGUUAUAUUGAUUUGGAAAUACAACUUAGAGAAUUUGAAAGAUGUCGUAUAUUAUAUGAAAAGUAUUUAGAAUUUGGAUCAGAAAAUUGUGUUACUUGGAUUCGAUUUGCAGAAUUAGAAACCGUAUUGGGUGAUAUAGAUCGUGCUAGAGCUAUUUAUGAAUUAGCUGUAAACCAACAGCGAUUAGAUAUGCCAGAAGUUCUAUGGAAAUCUUACAUCGAUUUUGAGACAUUACAAGGGGAAACAGAAAAGGCGAGAAAAUUAUAUGAAAGACUUCUAGAAAGAACUAAUCAUUUCAAGGUGUGGAUGAGCUAUGCACAAUUUGAAGCUUCUUCAGAAGAGGAAGGUAUUGAUAAUAUUUCAGUAGCGAGAAGAGUGUUUGAAAGAGGUAAUGAAGCACUACGAAGAGGUGGUACACCAGAAGAAAGAGAAGGCAUUUUACAAGCAUGGUGUAGAUUUGAAGAAGAAUACGGAGAUGAAGAUAGUAAAGCUAAAGUUAAAAAUAUGUUGCCGAGGAGAAUUAAAAAACGAGUGCCUUAUACUUCAGAAAAUGGAAGGGACAAAGGAUGGGAAGAGAAAAUUGACUAUAUUUUCCCAGAAGAUGAUGCUGCAAGACCAAACCUUAAACUUUUAGAAACUGCUAAAGCAUGGAAGAAAAGGAAAUUAGAAGAAUCAUAAAUAAAUGACCAAUGUGUAUUUUCUAAAAUUUAAUAAUAUUAUAAAUUACAUACCACUAUGUUUUUAA